Molecule: messenger RNA, 2131 nt
Organism: Sceloporus undulatus (fence lizard)
Lineage: Eukaryota; Metazoa; Chordata; Lepidosauria; Squamata; Phrynosomatidae
Product: interferon-induced protein with tetratricopeptide repeats 5-like
Exons: 2
Coding region: 123-1460 (445 amino acids)
Biological process (GO): defense response to virus
Cellular component (GO): cytosol
Molecular function (GO): protein binding
Source: RefSeq, a predicted model, not a curated record
GCAAAAGCAACUGCUGCCUGGAAAGAAGGAGGCAAGCAAGAGAGGAAACCAGUCAGUAGUUUCUUUCCCUCGUUUCAGGCCAAGGAGGGAGAGAAGAAGAGAGGCUUUGGAAGAAUCCCAAAAUGAGCAACCAGCCAUUGAAGGAGAAGCUUCAGCGCCUGCAGUGUCAUUUCACCUGGAACCUUGAGGUCAAGCACAAUUUCCAGCACACCCUGAAGAAGUUGGAUCUGCACCUGGAACACACAUUUUACCAUAAUCGUGGCACCUACCUAGCCAUGAAGGCCUACCUGCACCACCUCCGAGGGGACUACCAUGAAGCUCUGGGAAGCCUCCAAAGAGCAGAGGAGGUUCUGAAACAGGAUCAUCCCACCAACUUCUCCUGCCAGGCCCUGGUGAUUUAUGGGAACUACGCCUGGAUUUAUUAUCACUUGACCAACUACGAGGAGGUGGAGCUCUACCUGGGCCGUAUCCGUGAGAUUUGUCAGGCUCUUGCCAGCCCUGAGCCUUACUCUGUGGAGAUCCCCGGAGUCCAGGCCCAAAAAGGGUGGUCCCUACUGGCAAGCGGUUUCCGGAAUGGACCAGAAGCCACCGAGUGUUUCCGAAUGGCCUUGAGGAAAGACGAGUCCAACAAGGAAUACAAGGCAGGUCUGGCAUUCUCCAUCUUUGCCUCCUGGACUCAUUCUCCAAGACAUCUUCAGCAUGAGGCCCAGGGAUUGUUGGAAGAGGUCUGUCAUCACCAGCCGCAAAACUAUGAAGCCAAAGUAUAUUUGUCUCGUGUGCUUGAGAGAACAGACCAGGAGCAAUCCAACCGCUUGGUAGAAGAGGUGAUUGAGAACAGCCUCAACCCAGAAGUCCUGAGAAAUGCCUCCAAGGUCUACAGGCCCCAGUCCCUCCCACAAGCCAUUGACAUACUGAAGAAGGCCAUAGCCCUGGACCCCAACUACCACCUCCUGCACUAUGACCUUGGUGUCUACUACAUGGAACUCAUGGAGAGAGGGUCCCCAGGAGAUAGAGAGGAAACCAUUGCAUUGGCUAUUGAGAGCUUCAAACGGUCUCUGGAAACAGAUCCUGAGUCUGUGUUUUCCCAGCUGAAGUUGGCCAAAAUGUACGGAGAAAGGUCCUUGGAGGUUUAUGAGGAAGAGAUUCAUCAGAACCUGCUGGAGGACAUGCUCAAACUCAGCAAGCGAUGCCAGCAGGCCCUCUACCUUCACCGGGGAGACUUCUUGCUCCACAGGAAAGGAGAGAGGCAGGGAGCGCUGGAGAUGUACCAGGCCUGCUACCAAGUCCAUGGUGACCAUCCUCUGGAGCGAAGUCAGCUAGUGGAAAGUCUGAAGGUCCUGGCAAGGAGAUUCCGAGAAAACAUGGAAAUGGAUCAUGCUGAGGUUGUGUACAGCUUGCUUCGAAGGUUGGGAUUUGAGGAUCGAAGAGACGAGAGGGGAGCUGCGAGGCGUGAACAGUAGAGGUCCAGAAGAUAAAGGGUUUCCACCACCAUCACAAGGAAAUCUGUGCUCCCCACAAGGAUGUGCUUUGUUCAAUCUUUCCAGGCAACUACAGUACUUAAAGAGGACAUUGUUCCUGUGCUUUCUUCUUUUUCCUUCAGCAGCCUCUUCCCACACCUUCUUUGUGCUCAACCCAGCAGAGCUUUUUUCCCCCUGCAGCAAGCAUACUGUCAAAUCAGCAGAUCAGCAAGUGAUGAUCACAUUGCUUUCCAGAAUUUGGGAAAGGGUAGCUUUUUUGGACUACAACCCCCACAGCACCCCAGCCUAGCAUGGCCAGUUUCCACCUUGGCUAGGGGAUUCUGGGGACUGCAGUCCCAAAUUUCCCCACGCUUUGCUGUUUCUUGGUGGUUCUGAACCGUCCAUCUUUGUCUUUGUAGGAACCCCCUGCCUAUAAUCUGUGAACCCCUGGAAAAGGUUAGACCACCAGGAGCUAUUGCAUGCAAAACGCCGGUUACUCUGGAGUUACUUCCUCCAAAAUAAAACUUGGCGGUGGUAAGUUUUUCCUGGAAGCACUAACUUAGAAGAGUUGCAUGUUAAUUGUAUUGUGUUAUUGCUGUUGUUGUGCUGCUGCUGCUGCAAACCUUUGCUGUUACUAAUAUUAUAAUACUAAUAAACUACUGUGUAUUCAUUUA